This is a messenger RNA of Humulus lupulus (European hop), 1801 nucleotides long. RefSeq lists its product as uncharacterized. Bases 346 to 1491 code for a protein of 381 amino acids. The transcript has 7 exons. Lineage: Eukaryota; Viridiplantae; Streptophyta; Magnoliopsida; Rosales; Cannabaceae. The record is from RefSeq and is a predicted model, not a curated record.
AAGCUUUGUCUAAUUUGAAAAACCGAUGUACGUACGAAGGUGCAGGCUGUAUCGAAUACGACCACCAGUUCUGGUCGUUAAAGAUUGUCAUCUUAAACCACAUUUUUGUGUUUGUGUCGUAAAUAUCAGGCCAGGCAGGGUCCCCCACCAAAAAAACAAGUUGCAGGGGGCCAUUGCAUAGUUGGGUUGUCCGGGGCGCGUUCCGAGUACGCGUGGCCAUGUUUGCUUCAUCUCCAUCUCUUAUAAUUAGACCAGUUUUAAAUUGGGAGUACAAUAUUUGCUUAGCCUAAGCUGCUCUGUGUGUUUUGGUGUCGUUUUCUGUUUUUCCUUUCUCUCAUUCUGACUAUGGAAAGUGGACUUCCCAUGCUUAAUUGUCUCUUACAGCACACACUCAGAAACCUCUGUGAAUAUUCUGAUUCUUCUACUUCUUCCAAAUGGGUCUACGCAGUCUUUUGGAGAAUCUUACCUCGGAAUUAUCCUCCUCCCAAGUGGGAUUAUGGAGGUGGUGCUCUUGAUCGAUCAAAAGGGAACAAAAGGAACUGGAUUCUUGUUUGGGAAGAUGGGUUUUGUGACUUCUACGAGUGUGAGCAAGCAGGCAGUGUAUACGUUAAAGGGAGGUUUGGAGCUGAUGUUUUCUUCAAAAUGUCCCAUGAAGUUUAUAAUUAUGGAGAAGGGUUAGUGGGAAAAGUGGCAGCCGACAAUAGUCACAAAUGGAUUUUCAGAGAUCCAUCAAAUGAAGGUGAUCCGAGCUUCAUCUCUUCAUGGAAUCUAUCAAUAGAACCACAACCAAGAGCAUGGGAGUCUCAAUUUGAGUCGGGCAUUCAGACCAUAGCACUCAUUUCAGUUAGAGAAGGCAUAAUUCAACUCGGAUCGUUUGAUAAGAUUGUGGAGGAUCUUAAUCUGGUUAUCGGCAUACAGAGGAAAUUCACCUACCUCCAAAGUAUCCCAGGUGUAUUUGCCAUGCAAAGGCCAUACCUACCAAUCCAACACCCUUACUCACUCAAACCAAAUACACAAACAAUUGAAACUCAUCAAGAUUCUGCUUUAUCAAUCUAUGAGAAGCGCCAAUCAACUGGGUUAAAAAGAUUGUUUAAUGAAAUAUCUGACGAUUCCCCUACCAAGUCCAUCAACUUGGGUUGGAGCACGCCACAAAAUGGCAUAUCAGGAUCGAGUACCCUUUGGCCAGUUCCACCUCUACUACCUUCCAUGUCAUACAGUCUUGGAGCCCUUUUGUCCAAACUGCCUUAUGUGAUCCCAAACUAUAAUUUCACAGAAGCUAAUGAGACUGCUAUGCCUAUGCUUGUUAACAAGAACAACAACAAUUAUUCCACCACUCAAAUUAGUGGGGGUAGCCUAAAAAUGGAAACUUCCCUUUUUGAUGAAUUUCAAGAAGAAAAGGCAAGUUCCAUAAACCCCAGUAUGGGAAUGGACUUAGGUUUUGCACCUGUGAGAGAACAAGGAAAGAAUCAGGGUGCUAUCAAUCUCAAUUAAUCAGGGAAUGGUAGGUACUUGUAUUUAUUAUGACCAGCAAGAGAUAUGCAGCUUAAUUGGGAUUUGGGAAAGUAGGUCAUUGAUAGCUCAAUUUUUAGUUUCUGUUCUGAUGAGAUUUUUAUUCAUUGAAACGUUUAGACGUGUGAUUAAUCACUUGAGCUAUCUAUCAUAGAAUGUCUUGUCUGUAAUAUAAGAACAUUUCCCUACGAAGGUAAUGCAUGCAACAUAAAACAAAACACAAUUAUGUUUUAUAAGUUCAUGUUAAUUGUCCUAAUAAGUUGAUGUUCCUUAACAAAUAUCUUUCUUUUUA